This is a messenger RNA of Linum trigynum, 1457 nucleotides long. NCBI's taxonomy places the organism in Eukaryota, Viridiplantae, Streptophyta, Magnoliopsida, Malpighiales, Linaceae. The record is from the annotation of a GenBank genome assembly.
UCGAAAUCCAUCCUUAAUUAAAAACAGAAUAAAGAUCUUCUUGCUCCAAGAGAAUGCCUCGGACGAAUUGUUCCACCAUGUUCCUAGUUCUUACAAACCUCGUAUUGUUCUUAAUAACCUCCUCGCCGUGCUUUGCCCAGCAAACCGGUAAUGGGUCGGUCGUGGCUCUAUUUGCGUUUGGUGACUCCAUCCUAGACACCGGCAAUAACAACAACCUUUUGUCCGGAUCGAAGUGCAAUUAUCCACCGUACGGGAAGGAUUUCCCCGGCGGUAGGGCUACGGGGAGAUGGGGAAACGGCAGAGUUUUCUCCGAAGUCUUGGCGGAGGCUGUGGGAGUGAAAACAUUUUUACCGCCAUAUUUGGACCCAGCCCUACCCACCGGCGAGCUUCCGACGGGAGUGUGCUUUGCCUCCGGCGGGUCCGGCCUCGACACAGCUACAUCUAGCGCAACACAAUCGAUACCAAUGAGGGAACAAUUGAGAUACUUCCAAGACUACAUUGGCAAGCUGAAAGGCCUGGUUGGAGAGGAGAAGGCGAACUCCAUCUUAGCCAACUCAUUGGCCCUUAUUUCCGCCGGAAACAAUGACAUGGGCAUCGGCCGGCUCGCCUCCGGUAGAGCCGUGAUCGGCGUCGAUGGAUACGCCGACCUUCUCAUGACAUUCGCCACAGAUUUCGUCACUCAAUUGUAUAACUUGGGAGUGAGGAAAGUGGCGUUCAUGAGUGCAAUUCCAGGGGGAUGCACGCCGGCGGGAAGAGCGGCCACCGGCGGGUUGGGGUGUGCGGGGCCCAAUCCAUUCGACGGCGCCAGCGUUUAUAACACUAAGCUCGCCGGCACAAUGCAAGCUCUCAAUUCUAAAUUAUCCGGCGCCGACAUCGUUUACCUCGAUGUCUACACUCCGUUGCUGCGCAUCUCACAGAACCCCCUAUCUUAUGGUUUUCAGAACUCGAUGAUGGGAUGUUGUGCACUGUUGGGACCGUUGUGCAAUAUCGCUACCCAAGUGACAUGCCCUGAUCGGUCCAAAUUCGUGUUUUGGGAUUCUGUUCAUCCGACCGAAGCUGCUUACAAAGCUGUUAUCGCUCAAAUUCAACAGAAGAAUGGCUAUAAAUUAUUUUAAUGUUGAGAUUAUCACUCAUUUGUUUUAUCAUUUGGUGAGAUCGUUGAUGAUCGCUAGAGCAUUGAUGAUUAACAUAUGGCACUAAAAUUAAUAAUCAUGUUUAAUUUGGUUCAAAGAAAGAAGUCCAGAGAUCAUAGCUAGGUCAAAGGUAUCAUGGCAGUAUGGCACAUUAUUUGAUUUUCUUUUUUUCCCCUUUACGUUUGUUGGUUGGGUACUCGGGUAAAAAUAGACAGUAACAGUAACUAUAUAUAUUGGCUAAGUAGUAUUUUUAUCAGUCUUUUUUAAUUUAGAGAAAGUGUCUUCAAUGUGGUUGCAAACAUUCAAUGAAAUUGUCAUCUCUAA